AUACAAUAAAACCUUUAUAAGAAUGAUGAUAACAAAAGAUAACCUUUUAAUUUACAUCCGGUGCUUGACGCCACAAGUCACACGUGUUUUGUUGUAAACAUCGAGACAAAUGCAGUGUCAACAUUUGUAAUAAUUGGUCGCAUUCCGCAGAAAAAAUCCUCAGUUCAGAUUUUAAAAUAUGGAAGAAGAAGAUGUACAUCAGACUAUUGCACUAUUUAGUAAUAUCAGUUCUCAGGUAUCAGGGGUCAAGAGUCAAGUGGAAAUGCUGUUAAAUAAAGUUAAAAAUGGAGAUAUAUCUACCACUAAAGGAGUCAGUUUUUUAGAAGUCAAAUAUCAUCUUCUGCUCAGUUAUAUCAUGAAUUUGGGAUUAGUGAUGAUGAAGAAAUGUGAAGGUCAACAGAUCAAUGGAAUUCCAGCCAUUCAACGUCUCGUUGAGAUUCGAACUGUCUUGGAAAAGAUGAGACCAAUCGACUACAAACUGCAAUACCAGGUAGAUAAGCUGAUUAAGACCGCACUUACUGGCACUGUUGCUCAGAAUGAUCCAACAAGAUUCAAACCCAACCCUGACAACUUGAUCAGUAAACUUGAAGAUGAGGAAGAAGACAGUGAUAGUGAAGUAGAUGUUGGAAAGCCAAAGAAAUAUGUACCUCCCAGAGUUGCAGCAAUGCAUUAUGUUGAUGAUGAGUCUGCUGCAGAGAGGCGUCAAAGACUUUUAGAAAGAGCCAAAAAGAAGGCAUUGAGCAGUUCUAUUAUCCAAGAUUUACGAGCCGAAUAUAGUGAUGGUCCAGAAGAAAUCAGGGAGAAUGUUAACUUUUACAAACAAAAGCAAGAAAGGGCUGCAAAGGAAAGAAAUCAAUAUGAAGAAGAAUAUUUCAAAAGAUUGCCUGUCACCAAGAAAGAGAAACAUGCCCAGAAGCGAAUGGCAACAAUGUCCAGUCUAGAUGGCAUCACCAAGUUUGGUGACAUAAGUGCCUUGUCACAUGACAUUGAUGAUGUGGACAAUUUUCAAAGUAAAAAGAAGAAGAAAAUGCCAAGCCGGCUACGCAGGAUUCUUUCGAAGAAAAGAGGCAAAAGAAAGAAGUUCUGAUGAAACUUGUUACAAAUCAAAACAACUGGUUCCUUUUAAUGUACAGAUAUCAUUUCCACAAUAAUGUCUAGAGCAUUUGAAGUCCAUGAAAUAAGGGCUGUUAUUUGGCCAGCAUGUACGGCCUAGUGUUCCUGAUUUGCAAAAAUCUGAACAUAAAAACUGUUAGCUGUGCAAAAUAAGGCUACUAGAGACCUUUUCGUUCUGUAAACAUGCGUCUUGACUGUGUAAACGAGAUACCAGUGUCCAUCGCGUCUCUCCAGUUGUUUGUGGGCUUUAGAACAUCAAAUGGACUAGGUUGCCAUCGCAUCUACAAAAUAAAAUGAAACUGCAAGUAA
This is a messenger RNA of Anneissia japonica, 1422 nucleotides long. RefSeq names its product neuroguidin-like. Gene Ontology annotation, biological process: maturation of SSU-rRNA from tricistronic rRNA transcript (SSU-rRNA, 5.8S rRNA, LSU-rRNA). Gene Ontology annotation, cellular component: small-subunit processome; nucleolus. The coding region runs from base 179 to 1087 and encodes 302 amino acids. The transcript has 12 exons. NCBI's taxonomy places the organism in Eukaryota, Metazoa, Echinodermata, Crinoidea, Comatulida, Comatulidae. The record is from RefSeq and is a predicted model, not a curated record.